AUGGAUAAAAGUAAAGAAAAAGAAGAGCAGAGUAUCAUGGACAAAUCCAUGAGAUCUGUAUUCGUUGGAAAUAUACCAUAUGAAGCUACGGAAGAGAAAUUAAAGGACAUUUUUAGCGAAGUUGGGCCUGUUUUGUCGUUUAAACUAGUAUUUGACCGGGAGACAGGGAAACCAAAAGGUUAUGGUUUCUGUGAAUACAAAGACCAAGAAACCGCCCUCAGUGCUAUGAGAAAUCUCAAUGGCUAUGAAAUCGGUGGCCGUUCACUUAGAGUUGACAAUGCUUGUACAGAAAAAUCUAGGAUGGAAAUGCAGGCAUUGAUGCAAGGUCCUCAGAUAGAAAAUCCCUAUGGAGAUCCUGUAGAACCUGAAAAAGCUCCAGAAGCUAUAAGUAAAGCUGUAGCUACAUUACCACCAGAGCAAAUGUUUGAGCUUAUGAAGCAGAUGAAACUUUGUAUUCAGAAUAACCCAACUGAAGCUAGGAACAUGCUACUUCAGAAUCCACAGUUGGCAUAUGCACUUUUGCAAGCUCAAGUUAUAAUGAGAAUUGUUGAUCCGGCUACAGCAGUUAGUAUGCUGCACCCUAGUAACCCAGUCCCACCAGUUUUACAACCUGGAGACAAGCCACAAUCUAAUACUUAUAUACCAACCAGUCAACAACAAGCACAACCACCACCACUAAUGAACAAUCCACCACCGCCUCCCCCACAGAACCAAUAUGUUCCCGCCCGUCCGUCCAUGCCGAUGCAGAACAUGAGUAUGGGCAUGGACGUGGACCUGCGCAACGCGCGCCCGCCGCUGCUCGACCAGGACAUGCGCAGCCUGCCGCCGCCCGCGCCGCAACACCCGCCCCACCCGCCCGCGCAUAACACUGACUCACCAACUCAAACAACGGAGGUACAUGAAAAUAUGUCGUACCCGCGCGAUCCUCGCCUUGCAAAUAUGCAGAACUUUAACUCGGAUCCGCGUGUGCGUCCUAACGAUCCGCGCACUCAAGCUAAAAUGCCGCAGCAGCAAAUGCCGCCUGGUAUGCCGAGCAUGGCGCAGGCGAGAACUAUACAGGGCAUACCAUCAGGUGCCUCGGAUCAAGAAAAGGCCGCGCUUAUUAUGCAAGUGCUGCAACUAUCAGAUGAACAAAUCGCAUUAUUGCCGCCGGAACAACGAGCAAGUAUUCUUAUGCUCAAGGAACAAAUUGCAAAGAGUACUCAACAGCGC
Messenger RNA from Brenthis ino (lesser marbled fritillary), 1212 nucleotides. The record is from the annotation of a GenBank genome assembly. Lineage: Eukaryota; Metazoa; Arthropoda; Insecta; Lepidoptera; Nymphalidae.